AUGAUGACAAAACAUCUCGUCGCCAAGCUAACAAAUCGUUUUGCCCGCGAAAGAAGCUGGGUGCUUGCCAAGUCCCAGAGCACCUUCGCAGGGUAA
Messenger RNA from Trypanosoma brucei brucei TREU927, 96 nucleotides. RefSeq lists its product as hypothetical. The coding region runs from base 1 to 96 and encodes 31 amino acids. NCBI's taxonomy places the organism in Eukaryota, Euglenozoa, Kinetoplastea, Trypanosomatida, Trypanosomatidae. The transcript has a single exon. The record is from RefSeq and is a predicted model, not a curated record.